Molecule: messenger RNA, 3164 nt
Organism: Melopsittacus undulatus (budgerigar)
Lineage: Eukaryota; Metazoa; Chordata; Aves; Psittaciformes; Psittaculidae
Gene: SLC29A4
Product: solute carrier family 29 member 4
Exons: 10
Coding region: 49-1752 (567 amino acids)
Biological process (GO): nucleoside transmembrane transport
Cellular component (GO): plasma membrane
Molecular function (GO): nucleoside transmembrane transporter activity; monoamine transmembrane transporter activity
Source: RefSeq, a predicted model, not a curated record
GCCGGGGCCCGGCGGCCGCCGGUGCUGAGCGGGGCGAGCGCAGCGCUGAUGCCGCAGAGCCGCCGCGGCGGAGCCAGGCUGCCCAUGAUGGGCUCAGUGGGAUCCGAGCGCUUCAAGGAGCUGAGCCCAGCGGGAACACCGGAGGGGAACGUGGUGAUGAGCUUCAGCUUCGACAGCUACCAGCUGGAGGAGGACGAGCUGCAGCGGGGCAGCCAGGCCAAGGGCAUCCUCACCUUCAUGGAGCCGGUUUCUGAGGAUCCCGAGCCGCAGGAUCGAUACCAUGGCAUUUACUUUGCCAUGCUGCUGGCCGGGGUGGGAUUCCUCCUGCCGUACAACAGCUUUAUCACCGACGUGGACUAUCUACACCAUAAAUACCCAGGGACCUCCAUCGUCUUCGACAUGAGCCUCACCUACAUCCUGGUGGCUUUGGUGGCCGUCAUCCUCAACAACGCCCUGGUGGAGCUGCUGAGCUUGCACACCCGGAUCUCUGUGGGCUAUCUCUUCGCCCUGGGGCCACUGCUCUUUGUCAGCAUCUGUGAUGUGUGGCUGGAGCUCUUCAGCCGCAGGCAAGCCUAUGCCAUCAACCUGGUGGCUGUCGGGGUGGUGGCCUUUGGCUGCACAGUGCAGCAAUCCAGCUUCUAUGGCUACACGGGGCUGCUGCCCAAGCGCUACACGCAGGGGGUGAUGACGGGCGAGAGCACCGCCGGGGUCAUCAUCUCGCUCAGCCGCAUCUUCACCAAGCUGCUGCUGUCGGACGAGAAGGAGAACACAGUCAUCUUCUUCUUCAUCUCCAUCGGCAUGGAGCUGACGUGCUUCAUCCUGCACCUCCUGGUCAAGCGCACCCGCUUCGUCCGAUACUACACCUCCUGUGCCCGCAAGGGGCUCCCCGAGGCCAGGGGCACCGGGGACCAUGGCACCGGCUACCGCGUGCACCACGAUGUCACCGCGGAGGACAUCCGCUUUGUAAGCCAAGAGUGGGGUCCCCCUCUCAUCCCUGUGGUCCCAUUGGGGCUCAGCACUGGUGUCCCCUCUCCCCCCAUGCAGGAGAACAGGCAGCGGGGGCAGCCGAGUCCCCCCCGGGGCAGUCCAGGCCAUGAUGCUGAGCUGGCUGGAAGCGGCACCUACAUGCGCUUCGAUGUCCCUCGGCCCAAAAUCAAGAGGAGCUGGCCCAGCUUCAGAGACAUGCUGCUCUACCGCUACGUCGUGUCCCGGCUCAUCUGGGCCUACAUGCUCUCCAUCGCCAUGACCUACUUCAUCACACUGUGCCUCUUUCCUGGGCUGGAGUCGGAGAUCCACAACUGCACACUGGGGGAAUGGCUCCCCAUCCUCAUCAUGGCCAUCUUCAACCUCUCCGACUUCGUGGGCAAGAUCCUGGCUGCCCUGCCCUACGACUGGAGAGGAACCCACCUCCUCGUCUAUUCCUGCCUCCGCGUGGUCUUCAUCCCCCUCUUCAUCAUGUGUGUCUACCCCAAUGGAAAGCCCACCUUUGGCCACCCUGCCUGGCCCUGCAUCUUCUCCCUCCUCAUGGGUAUCACCAAUGGCUACUUCGGCAGCGUUCCCAUGAUCCUGGCUGCUGGCAAAGUGAGCCCGGAGCAGCGGGAGCUGGCAGGGAACACCAUGACCGUGUCCUACAUGACAGGCUUGACGCUGGGCUCAGCUGUGGCCUAUUUUGCCUACAGCCUCACCAGUACAUCCCACAGCAGCUGUUUCUACACCGAGACCUCCAACAGCUCCUUUACACUGGGGUACUGAGCCCCAUGGCAGGGUGAUGGGGACACAAUGGGACCCAUUCCCACCACGGUCCCCAUCCCCCUGCCUGGUCCAUGUCCCUCUAUGGGGAAGAAGCCUGGAGCCAGAAAGUUGUCCCGAGUUGGACAGGGACCAGAAUCCUGUUGGCAUGAGGCUGUGGCAUCCAAAAUGGCCUGUGCUGUGCAGGGCCACCUUUUAGGGUGACGCUGCUCUUGGGGGCACCCCAUCACUGAUGGGCUCUCUAGUGGAGGCAAGGGGGUGUCUUCUCUUUGAGCCAAGCCAUUGCCAAGAGGAAGACUGCCAAAUGCCAAAGGGAAUAGGACCAGCACGGGGGAGGAGGGUGAUGGAAGGUUGGUGAGGAAGAGGAGCAAGAGAGGAAGGAAACGCUCCUUCAGUCCUCAGUGGCUUUUGGAAGGUGGGUCUCAGCUUUCAUUGAUGGUGCUGCUGGUUUUCACCAAUAGCCUGGAAUCACCAUCCAUCCCCAGAUGUGCCAAUCGCUGUGUUAAAAACCCCUUCACAAAACCACCUUUUUUGGGUUAUGUUUUGGUUUUGCCCCCCCUCAAACUGUGAGAGAGGCAGGGUCUUAUCUUCCCCUGCCCCACUGCAGUGGGGCAGAGGUGGGUCUCAAAGCCAUAGCACUGCAGAUACCACUGCUGAGCUUCAGGGUUUAGUGCAAGGGCCGCAAGUAGAGCUGAUGCCCUAUCAAACGUCUCCAAUGAUGGAGAGCUGGCCAACACAUACAUGGUGAUGCCUGCUCCAAGCCUGUGGGGUCUUGGGGUACCCCUUGUGCUGCUCCCCAUCUCCUGGGUCCUCUCUGUCACCUGGGGCAGCUGGACUUGCCAGCAGGUCCCAUCAAACCCCUGCCAGCCUCCAGCAGCAAGCAGGAAUGGGCUGAGCAGAGCAGAAAGCAGCUGGAGAAGGUGCCAGCACCAGAGCCUGAUGCUUUCUGGGACCAGCAGCACCUCACUGGGCCAGGAGUCGGUGGUGCCACCUCCCAGGAAAGCAAAGCCAAAGGCAGCAAGCACCAGGCUUGGCACCAUGAGCACAUCAGGGUCUCACCAUGCCAAGCCCCAAGAGAAUGAGCAAAUUCAGUGUUUUGCCCUCAAAACAUCACCCUUGCAGGGCUCAGGUGGUCACAGGACUCACACCCCUCCUGCCCCAUAGGUCCCGUGUGUCAGGGUACAUCCUGUCCAUCAGAGGGAUGGGGUCUCUCCCCAUAGACUCCCCCCUAAGAGCUGAGCCAGAAAGCAACCAUCACCCUAAAGGGGAGGCAAAACCCAGCUGUGAGAAGUGAGACAAAGAAAGAUGCUUCAUGGGGAUGCUUUUUGGUUGUGGUUUGGGUUUUUUUGUGUUUUUCAAUUAAUUUUCUUUUUUUGUUACUUUUUUUUAUGAAAACAAAAAAAAAAUCACACGGA